Messenger RNA from Diachasma alloeum, 7344 nucleotides. RefSeq names its product serine/threonine-protein kinase 10 (gene Slik). The transcript has 9 exons. The coding region runs from base 258 to 4679 and encodes 1473 amino acids. NCBI's taxonomy places the organism in Eukaryota, Metazoa, Arthropoda, Insecta, Hymenoptera, Braconidae. The record is from RefSeq and is a predicted model, not a curated record. Gene Ontology annotation, molecular function: protein serine/threonine kinase activity; ATP binding. Gene Ontology annotation, biological process: protein phosphorylation.
UUGAAAAAUAGCCAUUGGAAGCGGCCGCAAUGGACCAAUUAAGGAAUUCAAUUGAAUUAAUUACCCCACACCCUCUGAAUUAUUGAACCGUCCACUAGAAUAAUAUCAAGAUGCGGGAGAUAUCCACCCUGAUCCCCACAUGCCUGGGGGUCUGAGUUUCCCAGAAGCUCUAAUUUUGGACCGACCAAACUGAGAGAUGUGAAUCACAGACUGCAUCUACUUUUCUUCCUAAUUUAAUUUAAAAAAAAAAAGCGAAAAUGUCGUUCUUAUCGAACCUGAAGAAGGCGUUCCACUUCGGUGGAAACGACGCCAAAAAGAAGAAGUUGUACAACAACAUUAAAAUGGACUGUGAUCCAACGGAAUUUUGGGACAUGAUUGGAGAGCUUGGAGAUGGCGCUUUCGGCAAGGUCUACAAGGCCCAGAACAAGCAGACGCAGCAGCUGGCUGCUGCCAAGAUGUGUGCACUAGAGGGUGAAGACGAUCUGAGCGACUUCAUGAUUGAAAUUGACAUUCUCUCUGAGUUCAAGCAUCCCAAUGUAGUGGAAUUGCACGAGGCUUACUUCGACGAUGGCAAACUUUGGAUGCUGAUUGAGUAUUGCGAUGGUGGGGCUGUUGACUCCAUAAUGGUGGAGCUGGAGAAACCACUGACUGAGUCGCAGAUUGCUUACGUUUGCCAACAGAUGACUGAGGGACUGGCGUUUUUGCACAAGGCCAGGGUCAUUCACAGGGAUCUCAAGGCGGGAAAUGUUUUACUUACUAUGGCUGGUGGAGUUAAGCUGGCCGAUUUUGGAGUAUCAGCGAAGAACAAACACACCCUCCAGAAGCAUGACACAUUCAUUGGCACUCCAUACUGGAUGGCGCCGGAAGUUGUCCUGUGCGAAACAUUCAGAGACAAUCCUUACGAUUUCAAGGUGGACAUUUGGUCCCUAGGAAUAACUCUGAUAGAAUUCGCUCAAAUGGAGCCCCCAAAUCACGAGAUGUCACCCAUGCGAGUCCUCCUGAAGAUCCAAAAGAGCGAUCCACCAAAACUAGAGCAUCCAGGUAAAUGGAGCAAAGAUUUCAACGAUUUCAUAGCCAAAGCCCUCAUCAAAGAUCCCACGGCCCGACCAACAGCUGACGAACUACUGAAGCAUCCCUUCAUAAAUCGCACACUCGAUUCAAAGUCCAUUAGAGAUCUUCUGCUGGAGUACAAGGCGGACGUUGUCGAAGAGGAGCUCGUCGACGAGGAGGCUGAAGAGCAGCGCACGUCGCAGCUGCCCCUGGAGCUGGACCAACUCGGAGAUGACUCUACAUCUAUGCGCAGCGACACUGAAAUCAGAAUUCCAGAUAAGGAUGCCGUGUCGCCCGAUCAGCCCAAGAAGGAGGAGAGCAACAAGCGUGAGAUCAAUCGUGAGGGCGAGAAGGAGGAGAAGAACAAGAAACUGAGGAAGACGGAUUCUAGGGAGAAUAUUCCACUGUCUGUCGAGAAGAAACCUGCCCCUAAACCUCCUUCAUCGAGCGAUACAAACGAGCGUCGUGGCUCUCGCGAGAAGGGUCCAGCCCCACCGCCCCCAGCUGUUCGUCAGAACAGCAAAAAUGAAGAGGGAGAAGUCACUCCGAAGCCUGCUGAGAAGCCCAGUGCCAUGGAAAUUGUGCCCUCGCCCUCACCCAAGGACGAGGAGCCCCCGGAGAAGCCUCAGACGUCUGAGAACCACACCAAUGCCACACCCUUGCCUCCGAGUCAUAAAAAAUUACCUGAAAAAGCACAGGAUGAUGGCAAGGACAUUAAGGAGGCUGUGGUGCUCCCUGAGAAGGAGAACGUACCGAUCAGACCGAAAUCCACUGACGUCAACAAGAUUCUCAAGAAUCAGAUGAGCUUGGAGGAGAAGAGGAAGUCUGCCCCACCAAAACCGGAAGCCAGUGAGGAGAAAAAGUCAAGUUACAGUAAGCAGAGCUCCCUGGAGGAAAAAAGAGGAAGCAUCCAAGAUCACCCUCGCGACAAGCAGCCCCCGCAAGCCCUGCAAUCCCUGGAGGCAAAGCGUCGCUCAGUCGAGGAAAAGCUCAACGCAGUCCUGGAGAAGCGAAUCUCCAUGGGUCCAGACAAAUACCCAGACCCCAAGAAGCCCCCAGAGAAGCCCCUGAAGUCCCUCUCCACCGAGAACAUCCAAACCGACUACACCAAGACUGAAAUAACAAAAAGCAGAAGUAUCGACUCUUCACGAGACGAGUUUUCCCAACUGCACCAGAGCAAAUCAUCCACCAAGGACACAGUGGAUCGAAGCUCGACAGAUCCAGUCCUGAACGUCUCAGUGAUAACCUCCACUCCCCUCCGAAGUCGCAGUAAAUCACGUGAAAACGACGUUGUCGUGAUAACAAAAUCCCCAGAGGUGGAUCAGCGUUCGUCCUCAACAACAGUGAGAAUAACCUCGGACUCCCCCGACCCAUCAAACAGUCUUGCCUCGAAUAUAAGCCAGGUGACAGUGGUGACGACUCACCCACCAGUCCUCGUAGACGCUGCCUCGACCCCGCCCCCACGACGAACCUCACCCACCUCAGAAGUCGUAAUUGUCGCCAAUGAGACCAACAAAACCCAGGUAAACGAGUCGUCAACAGACGACGAUGGCUUCACAAGUCUCGACUCCCUGGAGUACACACCCCAGGAGCAGCCAAUAGUCAUCACAGACACGCCAAAGUGCAUUGGUAAGAAGCUGGACGAGUCUGAAGUGGUAAUUGUCACACCAAUAGUCGAUGAGCUUGCUGACACUAGUCACGUGUCAGUGGUGACUGUUGGUGAUGAGCAGGAGCAGGUGAAGGACUCGUCAGUGAUGGGCAAAAGAAAUGUGAGAUCAUCCUCCCAGAGUGACAGUGGUGAUGAGACAAAGAUGAUUGUUAAGGGAACAACUGUGGAGGCAACAGACGUUGACGAUGUACUCGUCAGCAAGAGGAUGAAUGGACAGGUGAGGAGGGCAGACCAGAAGGUCAAGGAGACAAAGAAGGAGAAGAGAGUGUCGCCAGACAGUUACGAGGGGUCGAGAUCCCACAGUGACUCGGGCUCCACGAGGUCCCACACACCCAACAAGAGCAUCGACAGGUCUGACGCUGAGUCAAUAUCAACGACAAUCAGCCAGGACAGCAGGGGCUCCAACAAGGAGAACCACGUGGGCAGGGAUUCACGACAGACUGCUGAGGUGGAUGACGAGGUUGUCUUGAGAAGGAAGCCCGAUUACACGAGGGAAGUGCCAAGGACACAUCGCACGAAGGAGGACAUUCAGAUAAUGAAUCUGAAGAAGAAGACGAGAAAGAGAACGAGGAAGUUUGAGAUUGAUGGGGUUGUGGUGACAACGACAACGUCGAAGGUGAUUUAUGGGGACGAUGAGAAUGGCCGUGUGUACGAUGAUCAGAUAUUCAGGAAGCAGGAGUUGAGGGAGUUGAAGAUGCUGCAGAAGAUGGAGCAGAAGCAGUUUCAGGAUUUAACGCAGAAGGCGCAGUUUAUGAAGGAUCAGCAGGAGAAGAGGUUUGAGCAGGAGCGUCAGACGCUGGAGAGAACAGCUGAGAGUGAUCUUGAUGGGCUUGGGAGACAGCAGAGACAGCAGAUUGAGAAGGCUGAGGGACAGCAGGAGGCUGAUUUGAGAUUGGCUUCCAAGAAGAUCAGGGGCGAACAGGAGAGGGAGCUCAAGCAGUUCAGGGAGGGGUUGAAGCAGGAGUUGAGACUGCUGAAGCAGGAGGUGGAUCUCAUGCCCAAGGAGAAGCGAAAGAGUGCGUUUAAGGUGAGGAAGGAGAAGCUCGAGGGGGAGCACGAGGACAGGGAGAAACUUUUUAUGGAGAAGUUGAAUGAGAAUCACGAGACUUCGUUGAGAAGACUCUCUGAUUCUCACAGGGAGAAAAUUGCCCUGAUCGAGAGACAGUUCCUUCAGCAGAAGCAGCAGUUGAUGAGGGCCAGGGAGUCGGCUAUUUGGGAGCAGGAGGAGAGGCAGAUACAUGAGAGACAGCAGUUGCUCAAGAGACAACUCAAGGAUAUAUUCUUCCUUCAGAGACAUCAGAUGCUCAUCAGGCAUGAGAAGGAGUUGGAGCAGAUGAAGAGGAUGAAUCUGAGGAAGGAGGAGGAACUCAUCAAGAGGCAGACUGUUGAGAGGAGAAAUUUACCCAAGAGGAUAAGGAAUGAGAUGAAGGCGAGGGAGGCCAUGUUCAGGGAGUCUAUGAGGAUCUCCACAAUGAAUGUUCUCAUUUCUGCUCCUGAUGCUGAGAGGGAGAAACUCAAGAAGUUUCAGGAGGACGAGAAGAAGAGGUACAGGGCUGAACAGCAGAGGUUUGAGCUCAAGCACAGCAGGCAGUUGGAGGAGGUGAGGGCUCAGAGUGAUGCCACUAUCAAGGAGCUGGAGCAGUUGCAGAAUGAGAAGAGGAAGAUGCUUAUGGAGUAUGAGACUAUGAAGCUUAAGGAGCAGGAGGAGGCUUAUGGAAAGGAGCUGAGGGAGUGGAAGGCUCAUUUGAAGCCUCGUAAGCAGCGAUUGGAGGAGCAAUUUGCUCAACAGCUGGAGGAGCAAGAAGCGAUAUUUGGCCCGAGCGCAAUGCCCCUGUGCCUGCCCUCGGAUCUUCCAGAUUUGACUCAUCACACCGCUGGCUCAACAAGAAGUUCCCUCUCCUCAGACUCACUCCAAUCAACGUCACGUCGUUCCUCCCUGCAUCAAAGAUUUUUCCUUUGAUGAAACAUUUAUAGUAAUCCCCCCCCCCCUGAGGACCGAGUGAUGUUUUGGACUCAUCCAAUGAUUAUUUCGUUUGUAACUGCUGUCGAGCAUCUCCUCAGCAGAAUUUAUUUGUAUAGAUGUUGUUUCAUGGGAGCGUUAGGUAGAAUUCGUGGGGUAAGAAUCAAUUAUUAACCGGGAAAGUAUAUUUGUACAAAAUACAAAAAAAAAAUCAUACGUUGGAAAUCCGCCCAAUUCAGUGUUUAAUGACCUUUGUAGUUUAGAGAUUAUUGAGGCAUGUACUUUAUACAUACUAUGCAACAUCGAAUACAAUUUCGUUGGAAUUGAUCUGCAAACCUGUCCAUUUUUAUAUUUAAAAUUCAAUUUGUACGAAAUGUGCAUAUGAACAAUUGAUAUAUUAUCAAAAUGAAAUUGUGCUGUGGGAGAAAUUCAUGAACUUGAUUUGAUUUAUUAAAAUUACUGUGACAUCGAGGGGGUAAUUACGAAGAAGAAUUUUGUUUGCGUGUACCCCUUAAUCAAUUUUUUGAGCCUGUAAAUAUUUUGAUGAAUUCAAAAAGAUUGCAUUGAGAUUUCCAGAUUUGGGAAAAGAAAAAAAAUCGAGGUGAAAUUCUGAUAUUUCAUGAAUAUUUUCACAGGAUUUGUCAUCAUCCCGUCAAUCCAAUCCAAAGUUCAAAACAGCACAUUUCAAAAAUAAAAAAAAUUAAGCAGAAUUGAAAAUAAAUUCAAGACAUCGUAAAUCGCAUAUAUAUUUUACUAAAAAUAUCGCCACAUAAUUCAUGGAAUCAUAACCCAAUUACCUAGAAUCUCUUGUGUAUAGAAAUUGGAUGGAAAAGAAAUCGUGAUUACUGCUCUUCCAUAAUAACAUACGUAUUCUUUUCUCUCCUGACGUAUUCUGUAGGAAUAACGAGAAAUUUUUUUUGUAAAUAACCGACUAAUUUAACGGAUUUUCUCGAGUCCAAUGUUUUUUGAAUUUAUGUUAAUCCUUUGAUUUGAGAAGUGUGGGGAGAGUGGGACUGAUAAAGUGCUGGUUUGGUGUUAACCGCUGUUCUUCCAUCCUGUUUUUCAAGGAUUAUGUUUUUCUUAUACAUUUCCGUUAACGAAUAAUGGGACAGAGGAAAUGGGUGAGAAAUGUUUUUCUGUGGUGACUUUUUUUUAUGGUCACUGCAUGGCAUUAACGAGAAAUUAUAACGAUAGACCAAAAAUAGUGGCAUACUUCAGCACCGAUGCGAAUUAAUUUUUUGACACGUUUGGUGUUUUGUAUUGAAUCUAAUCCUUAUCUUGAAAAAUUGUAAUUGCCAGAGUCUAAUCAGACGAUUUGCAUACCGGAUUGGAUUGAAUUAUGAGGUACUGUACCAAUUACACAUUGUGCGAUCUCAAUUCCACAUUGUACACAUCAAACUUGUAGACAUUUAAUUUAUUGUUCCCAAUUCAAAAUGUAUAAUUCAAGUUUUUUUUUACUGUCAAAAUAUAUGAAAUGCAGACACGAAUUGGUGGAUUUUAUUGCACACAAAAAAUUGCACAUUCACAAGUUUGAAUUAUACAAUGUGGAAUUCAGAUUGCACAAUGUGUCAUUGAAUCGGCACAUUUCAAUUUAGUGGAAUUCAAUAUAUACAUCGUGUAAUUAGAAUGGGAUUACAAUUUCUGCAGACAAGGUCUUGAGGGGUUUAAUCUGUAAAAAAAAUGAUGACAUUGAUUCGAAAUGUUUAUGGGACGUUCAUCCUAGUUGUUAGAUUAUGUAUGAAUUUUUUAAGAAUUAUUCCAGAUUACGUCUCCAAGUUAUUAACAUUCACAGUAAUUUCUUUAAACAAUUCUAAAAAAUUCAACUACAAUCCAAUUGCCACUAUAAACAUUCUCUGUAAAUUUCAGAUGAACGCCAUCAUUUUCUCCGGACAAAAAUGAAUAAAACAAUCAAUAAGAAAUGAAGUUUCUAACACUCGAAUCACGUUACCUCUGCAACAGAAACUAAUUCAAAGUUGAACUUCAUUCCAUUGAAUUUUCUGUAUUAAUCCACUAAUUCGAAUCGUUCUCGUCAUAAUUCUUCCCCUUACUGUAGAUUUAACACUUUGUUUUGUAUAUUUAUAUCCUCGAAUGGAACUGUUAACGCAUUGAUGUUAUUUCUUCUAUCUAAAAUUUCAAAAUUGAACCGACAAAGAAUAUCUGUUGAACAUCAUGAAUCUUUCACCGAUAACAAACCAGAAAGAUGCAUUAUGCUGAUUCAAUAAAUCCCAAUGACGCCUGAGGUCAUUGAUUAACAAUAUUUCUUCAAUUGUUGCUCUUGUACAUAAAUAAUAUUCAUCCGAUGUACAGCAGGAAAUUUUGUAAAGGACUUAGUUAAGCAGUUGUGCUUAUUUAAUCACUUCUCCUGCUGUAUUUCGCCAAGACGAAUGAACAAAUUCUUUCGAAAAUUUAGUUCAUCUGUCUUUGCAUACUACGUUCAGCACAACGAUGUACCAUGUUAUGACUACAGUGCUGCUGAGCAAUGCAUAAAUAAUGUGGAAGUGUGAAAAUGGAGAGAAUGAGAUUGAAAUGAUAAAAAGACAAAUUUCUUUGGUUCUCUCCAAAAUAAAAAUGAGAUUCGAGGGAUGAGUAGAGGAUAAUUGAGUGGAAACCGUAAAAAAUGUAACAUAGAAUGAUAAAGAAUUAUAAUAACUUGCUCAGAACUGGA